Messenger RNA from Zerene cesonia (dogface butterfly), 956 nucleotides. RefSeq lists its product as uncharacterized. The record is from RefSeq and is a predicted model, not a curated record. The transcript has 2 exons. Lineage: Eukaryota; Metazoa; Arthropoda; Insecta; Lepidoptera; Pieridae. The coding region runs from base 109 to 912 and encodes 267 amino acids.
CGUGGCAGUGACUCGCUUCGCUACAAAGGGAUCGCUUUGCAGUUGGACGCAUUUCGUUCGUUGUUGUGUUGUGGUUGUAUUGGCGGUGAGAGUUGUCAAACAUUUGUGAUGUUUUGGUCGAAUGACCACAUUUUGGAGUUUGUGGAACUAUACAAGAAUGAAAGAAUCAUAUGGGAUCCAAAGCACGUUUCGCAUAGGAACAGAAAUGAAGUUAACGAAGCGUGGGAUCGUAUACGACAAAACAUGAGUAUAGAUUGUACUGUUGUUGAUUUAAAAAGGAAAAAAGAGUCAUUGAUGACGGCGUUUCGGACACAUUUUAAAAGAAAGAGAAAGAAUCCCGACUACCAGACGGCAUGGUUUGCCUUUUCGUCACUGGAAUCCUUUCUUGGCGGCCGAUAUGAGUGUGAUAGCGCACAUCAAGGUGAAACGGAGUUCUAUGACACGAAUGAAUACGAUACGAAUCACACGAGCGACCCCUUACAAACUCUGAUAUCGAACCCAUCGACUUCCGAACGAGCGGGUACCAUAAAACAGUGCAGGCCACCCCCAAGACCACCAAUACAGAAGCAUCAAAGCCAAACUAAUUUAAGCGCAAAGAAAGGAAUAACGGAUAGUACAUAUCAACAUAGAUUUAGCGUUGUUGACAGACAGGACACUGAUGAAUGUGAUUUAUAUUGUCAAUUAUUAGCUAAAAAAUUAAGAAGGCUGGACGAGCAUCAGCGAGAUGUUGUCAUGCAUGAAAUAGACAACUUACUAUUUAACGCGAAAAUGGAAUCGUCGCACGUGAAUUACACAGAUUCUACAUCACCUGUCCCAAGGAAGAUAAAAUCUCCCGUGUUUAUUGUUACCGCUACGGGUAAUAACCAGUUUGAUGAAGAGAAUACAACAUACCAAGAGCAAAGUGCUACUUGAGAUUACUUUAAUUAUUAUUGUUUAUAAAAUAAAAGAAGCAAAAA